Molecule: messenger RNA, 1872 nt
Organism: Peronospora belbahrii
Lineage: Eukaryota; Oomycota; Peronosporomycetes; Peronosporales; Peronosporaceae
Source: the annotation of a GenBank genome assembly
AUGAAGCCCGAAGUUUUGACCCGUCAUCGCGCCACGUAUUUGGCAGAUCUUUACAACUCUUUACGACAGCUUGAGACAUUUUCUGGUGAGGAUGAGCGUAUGCAGUGGUGUUGGCGGCUUCAUCAAUUACAACGGCAACAGGAACAUGAACAGCAAGAAGAUGUGCCAGAAGUGUGGACCGCUCAUAUCACUUCAUUAUUGACAGCUCUUGAGAAUCAGAUUUUAUCGUUACCACUAGAGAUUGAGGGUGAUUUAUCUCGGAUACGAGCAGCAUCAGCGUCUGCUGCUGCAGCAGUUGGUGAUCUUUGUCGUAUUAAUGAAGAAAAGAACGAGGUGCGAGAAUCAGAUCUGAUGUUGUCUCGUGGUGGGUCUUCCAUUACUAUGAUGGAGAAUGAAGUACUGGUUACGAUGGAAGACACAGGACGCGACAGUUGGGAUCAGAUACCUAGACUUUUGCAAGCUGUUGCGGGGCAAACUUUGGGUACUUUGACUAGUAUUCGAGAUCGGGGGCGGUCAUUGCCGCUAUCAAGGAUGAGAAGGAGUGAAUUUGAUGCAGCGGCGAGGAAUGAGAAAGCUGUUGAAGACUUUUCUGUUGCCGUUGGGGCUUCUAGUCAGCGGUUGUCUAUUAAUGUCGAAGAGGAGCUAGUAGAGAGUGAGGAUUUGGGUUUGUACAGGAGACAAGAGAGCAAUAGUCUACGACGUUCUGUGCCUAGCUUGCUACGAUCUAUGGCAAGUUUACUUGGUCUUUCGAUGGAGGAAACAUUUUUGUGUCAAAUCUGCUACGAUUAUGCACCGACGGACACGUCGUAUGCACUUUCAAUGUGUGGGCAUACAUUUUGUGAAACGUGCUUAACAAAUUAUCUGGAGUUUAAGGUUAAAGAGGGACAAGUGUAUCCUAAAUGUUUUUUUGAAAACUUGGAGGACAAGACGGCGUGUAAAGCUGAGAUAUUGGUAGAUGACAUUCGAUCAUUGAUUUCGGAGGAGACUUGGCAGAAGUAUAGCAAGUUCAAAUUCAACAAAGAGCAUGAGCUCGCCCGUCAAUGCCCGUACUGCGGCCACUCGCAGUUAUGUGCCGGAAGCGAUCAUCCAGAGUGCAAAUGUGAAGCGUGCAAUGGUGAUUUCUGCUUUGUGCACAGUAGUGCUCAUCAAGGUCGCACUUGUGCUGAGUACGACAAGAAAAUGAUUGCAGUGGAGAAGCUUAACAACGCGCUGAUCAGUAAAAUUUCGAAACCGUGCCCUGGUUGUCAGAAUCAUGUGGAGAAGACUGGUGGUUGCAACCAGAUGAAAUGUGUGGUGUGCACCACUAGCUUUUGCUGGAUUUGCUUGAAGGUUAUCGAUGAUAGUGUCUUUCCGGAACACUUUCAGUGGUGGAAUAUCCGCGGCUGUGCAGGCAAUCAAAUGGCGGACAUCGAGAGACAAGGUGCUGCCCAAAAAGGCUUUGGCGUGGUGACACGCGUGAUGUUUUUUGUGAUAUUUGGGCCACCAGCAUUUGUAUUGGCUGUGACAUUUUGCAUUCUCGGCUGUUUCUUCUAUCCGUGCACAGCGAAUUCUCGCCUUACGUUCCGACAAGCAUUUACAACUUGUUUUUGUGCAUCCGGGUACAUUUUGCUUGCACCAGUUGUAUUGGCAUUAGGACUUGUGGUUCUUGGUGUCUUGAUUGGUGGUGCAGUAGCUGGUGCAGCAAUAUUACUUUGUGUGUCGCCUCUUGUCGGUUUGGUACUACUCUUUCGGCGCAACUCACGGUGUCCGACAUUUAAUUGGCAGUCAAGCCCCCGCGGCUCUGACCACGUUGAAAUAGCCAUGACUGACAACGCUGAAGACGCACAUGAUCGAUCAUCGAGAGACCAAACAUUCUUUCUUGUAUUAAGUUGA